CGUUUUUUUUAUUUUAAUUUUUUUCUAAAAUUUUUUUUUUUUAUUUCGCACAAUUUGUUUUAAAAAAAAAUAAAAUAUUUUUCAUUCAAAACAAUAGUUAAUAGAUACAAUCCAAUAAAUAUUUGUAGUAUUUCGAUAAGUUCUUUUUUUUUUUUAUUAAAACAGUAAUAAUAGUUAUAAAAACAAAAAAAUAAAACUUAGUUAAAGAAAUUCAAUUUAUUAAAAAAAUAUCAUUUCACAGCUGUGUUCAAAUUCAAGUAGAUUUUAUUAAACUUUUAUAAAUAAAUUAAAACGAUUUAAAAUAAAUAAAUAAAAUUAAAUAAAAAUCCAAAAAACACACAAAAAAAAAAAAACAAGUAGUAGAAAAAAAAUAAAGAUAAAGGGGUGAUAUACACAUUGUGUAAAAUACACUAAUGAUUUUAAAAAAAAAGAUAAAUAGAAAUAAUAAAUAUAAUAACAACAAUAAUAAUAGUAGUAAAAUAAUAAUAAAGUAUGUCUAAACAGGAAUGGUCAACAUCAAAUAUUAGCAGUGGUAGUGGGAGAUAUCCUGUUAUUUGUAAAUAUUUUAAAUCUGGAACCUGUAAGCUAGGAGAUUCAUGUAGGUUUUCGCAUUCAUAUAGCUCAACAGGUGGUACAUCAUCAUCGUCAAAUAAUGGUGGUAAUAUAACAUACACUGCUAAAACUGCAUCAUCUUCAUCAACAGCAGAUGAAAAAUCAACAGUUCCUCUAUCGACCAAUAAAAAAGAUAAUAGUAACAACAAUAAUAAUAAUAAUAAUAUACAGCCAGCCUCCACAACCAAUUUAAAUAGUAGUGGUAAUAAGAUAGAUAUAGUUCCAGUUAUAAAUAAUAGUAAUAAUACGAAUAAUAGUAAUAGUUUAAAUAGUUUAAAUAUAAGUAAUUUAUCUUUGGAAGAUUCUGAAGAGUUUAUAUCGUUUGCCACAAGAUCAAACCCAAGUAGAAUGGCAGGUAGAAGACCCUUUUUACAAAUGGUUGUUUUAUAUGCUUCAGAUUCAAGAGUAAUGAGAUUUGCAAGAGAAGUUCAAAAUCAAUUUUUAGAUAGGGGUGUAGAUGUAUAUUUAAAAACUGAAGAAAACGGCCAAUCAAUUAAAACCGAAAAUUUAGCUGAAAUUAUUACUGGAUCAAAAGCUGAUUGUUUAAUAGUUUUAGGUGAUAGAAAUUUAAAGAAUAGAUCAUGUCAAGCCAAGAGAAAAGGUAAACUUGUAGAGAUGGAUAUUGAAGAGGUUAUUACAUGUAUAUGGAAUGAAUGGAGUUUACUUUUACCCAAAGAAGAUGAGGAAUUAACUGAUGAACAAGUUUUUAGUCUUUUAGAAAAACAUUGUAAAUUAAGACAUGUAAAAGAUAGAUUACAAAAAAUAAAAGAUAGUAUACAUGAAUUUAAAGAUUUUAAAAUACCACAAAAAAGUUCAAGAGAUUUAAUCGAUAAUCCAACAUUUUUAGAUGAAAAAAUUGCAUCAAAGCUUACAAGUGCUCAAAAAACAAUAAUGAGAUUUCAUUUACAAGUCGUAGAAGCAAUAGAAUAUGUAGAAGAUAUGCCAUUUAUAACGCAUACUGAAAAGUUAACUUCAACAAGAGGUUCAUCAGUUGGCCCAGAAGUUAUGGUAUCUGAUAGUAAACCAGUAAUUAGUGAAACCAAUAGAGAGAAACUAUUGGAUCAAUUAAAUCGUAUAUUAUUAAAAAUCGAAAAAUUAGGAACUCGUUUAUCUCAAUUAGGUUCACCAUUAUGGGAUGCUUAUUAUGAAGAGUACACUGAAAAGUUAGAGAAUCAACAAAAUCAUUCAGUAAAUUCUGAUAGUAGUAAUAGUAGCAAUAAUUUAGAAAAUAGUGGUAAUAUAAGUAAUUCAAUUUCAAAUAGUAAUAGUAAUAGUAGUAAUAGUUUAUUAAGUAAUACAAAUAAUAUAGAGAAUACAAACAGUUUAUAUAGUAAUGGUAAUGGUAAUAAUAAUAAUAAUAAUAAUAAUAGUAGUAAUAAUAUAAAUAAUAGUAAUAAUAAUGGUAGUUUAGUAAAUGAUAGUAAUGUUAAUACUAGCGAGGAUGGUGUUGAGUUACAACCAGGUCAAUGGAGAUGUUUAGUUUGUACUUUUAUUAAUGAAGAAGAAGGUUAUACUUGUGUUAUGUGUGAAUCUCCAAAUACAAAUAUAGAUGAAUGGUCAACUCCAAAAUCAAAAUCUUCAAGUAAAAAAUUAUCAGUUCAAACAAAUGAUAAAAAUAAAAAAGAAAGUACAAAAUUAUCAAUUCAACCUGAUCCAACAAAUUCAAAAUUAACAGUUUUAACAAAUAAUAAUGUUAAUAGCAAUAUUACAAAUAAUAGUUCAGUAACAGCAACAGUACCAACAAUAAUAACCUCAACCACAUCCUCAUCAUCAUCCUCAUCUUCAUCCUCAUCAUCAUCAACAGCAGCAAUUCAAACACCACUUUCACCAUCAUUAUCAUCAUCAUCAAAUUUAAUUGAACCAUCAUCACCAAUUUUAUCAUCAAAUAAUCAAACACCAAUUUCUUUACAUACCUCUUCUCCAGCAGUUAUUACAGCAGCAGCAACUAUCGCAAGUGUCACACAAAGUCCAUCAUCUUUAACUCCAUUACCAUUUUCAGCAAUUGCAACUGGUGCUAUUUCACCAUCAAUGAUUGGUGAAAAGCCUCCCGCAGCCCCAGAGUAUUAUGAAGAUGAGUUUCCACCACUUUCAAAUGAAUUUCCACCACUUGGAACUAUCGCUAAAGUUAAAACAUCAAAACAUAGCAAUGGACCAUUAUCACCAUCAUCAUCCACUUCCUCAAACUCUUCAAAUGUUUCACCAAACCAACCAAUUAUUCAAACUAUAAAUAAUAGCAUACCAACAUCAACAGCAUCAAUAAUAGCAGGUCAAGCAGUACCACAACCAGUCAAUACUACUAAAGCAAAUAAUAAUAAUACACCAACACCCUCACCAAAGAAACAAAAUAAAAAGCAACAACAAGCACAGGCUCAACAACAAGUACAGGCUCAACAACAACAACAGAUUCAACAAAUGCAACAACAACAACAACAAAUUCAACAAGCCCAACAACAAAAUCAAGAUAAAAAUUCAAUUUCAAAUUAUAAUUUUAAUCUUUUUUCAAAUAAUUGGGAAAGUUCGUUAUUUGGUGGUAAAACUGAUAAUUCAUAUUCAAGUGACCCAUAUAAUUGGUCACCAAGCUGGGUUAAUUAUUUAGAUUCAACCAACUCUUCAUUAUCAACUCCAUCAUUAUUCGGCACAGAUUUUAAUAAUAUUUUCUUAUCAAAUUCCAUAUUCCAAAAUAAUCUCUCUGCCCCAUCAACCACCACUACACCAACAACAGCCGCCACUGCUUCAUCACCCUCAUCAAUGUACUCCACUCAACAAUAUAACUCUAAUAACAAUAGUUUAUCAUCACUUCAACAACAAUAUCAUCAACAAGUUUCUCAACAACAAUUCCAAUCAUUUGGUUCACCAUCAUCAAACACUGCUUCAUCCAACAAUACUGCUACUCCACAACAAAAUUUAUAUAUUCAACAACAAAAGCAAUUACAACAACAAGAACAAUUUGACAGAGAUAAACAAAGAGCAAGAGAUAUUAUUUUAGAAAAAUAUAAACACUCUGCACCACCACAACGUCCAUGUUGUUAUUGUGGCGAAGAGUCAAUGCUCGAAUGUUAUAAUUGUGCUAAAACUGGUUUUGCUACUUAUUUCUGUUCAAAAGAACAUCAAUCUUUAAUGUGGAAAGAACAUAUGAGAGUUCAUCAAAUUUAUGCAUCAUCUUCAACCCCAUCAAAUAAUAAUAAUACUGCUACUACUACAAAUUUUAAUAAUAAUAUAAAUAAUACUACAACUUUUAAUAACACCAAUAAUACUAUUGGUAAUAAUAACAACAACAAUAAUAAUAGUACUUUUUUUAAUAAUCACCUUACAGCACAACAACAUGGCACAUCUCAUUUAAAUAAAUAA
Molecule: messenger RNA, 3960 nt
Organism: Dictyostelium purpureum
Lineage: Eukaryota; Evosea; Eumycetozoa; Dictyosteliales; Dictyosteliaceae
Exons: 3
Coding region: 493-3960 (1155 amino acids)
Molecular function (GO): metal ion binding
Source: RefSeq, a predicted model, not a curated record